Messenger RNA from Charadrius vociferus (killdeer), 1872 nucleotides. It is a transcript of the gene PSPC1, whose product is annotated as paraspeckle component 1. Gene Ontology annotation, molecular function: RNA binding. Gene Ontology annotation, biological process: regulation of DNA-templated transcription. The transcript is spliced from 11 exons. Gene Ontology annotation, cellular component: nucleus. Bases 1 to 1581 code for a protein of 526 amino acids. Lineage: Eukaryota; Metazoa; Chordata; Aves; Charadriiformes; Charadriidae. The record is from RefSeq and is a predicted model, not a curated record.
AUGGCGCCCAACAAAACCACCCAAGUGAAUCUGCGGGUGAACUUGAAGCAAGUGCGGAUCGAGAAUAGCUCCCCAGCGGCGCCGCUGGGCAUGGUGGGGGGUGGUGGCGGCGGUGGCAACUUGAAGGGAUUGCGGGGCCUAGAAACAGAGAGUGAGGCAACGGCGGCCAUGGCGCUAGUGCCGAGCAAAGAAGGUGGAGAUGAAGAGCAGGAGGUUGGGUUCACUAUCGAUAUCAAAAGCUUUCUUAAACCUGGCGAGAAGAGCUACACGCAGCGCUGCCGGCUGUUCGUGGGGAAUCUGCCUACUGAUAUCACCGAGGAAGAUUUCAAGCGCCUUUUCGAGCGCUACGGGGAGCCUAGCGAGGUCUUCAUCAACCGGGACCGUGGCUUUGGCUUCAUUCGCCUGGAAUCUAGGACACUGGCUGAAAUAGCAAAGGCAGAACUUGAUGGUACUAUUUUGAAGAGCAGACCGCUUCGAAUUCGAUUUGCUACACAUGGAGCUGCCCUAACUGUCAAGAAUCUUUCACCUGUGGUUUCUAAUGAGCUGCUGGAACAAGCAUUCUCUCAAUUUGGGCCAGUGGAAAGAGCUGUUGUUGUAGUAGAUGAUCGCGGCAGAGCUACAGGAAAAGGUUUCGUAGAGUUUGCAGCAAAACCUCCAGCACGGAAAGCUCUAGAAAGAUGCAGUGAUGGGGCAUUCUUGCUAACAACAACACCUCGACCUGUUGUUGUAGAACCAAUGGAGCAAUUUGAUGAUGAAGAUGGGCUCCCAGAGAAGCUAAUGCAGAAAACACAACAGUAUCACAACCCCUUAACUGUUCAUAAAUUUGAGUAUGCUUCACGGUGGAAGGCUCUUGAUGAGAUGGAAAAGCAACAGCGUGAACAGGUUGACAGGAACAUUAGAGAAGCCAAAGAGAAACUAGAGGCAGAAAUGGAAGCAGCUAGACAUGAGCAUCAGCUAAUGCUGAUGAGGCAAGAUCUCAUGCGACGUCAAGAGGAAUUGAGACGUUUGGAAGAACUUCGAAAUCAAGAACUUCAAAAACGCAAGCAGAUACAAUUGAGACAUGAAGAAGAACAUCGACGUCGUGAAGAAGAGAUGCUACGCCAGAGGGAGCAGGAAGAAUUACGACGACAGCAGGAAGGAGGAUUUAAGCCAAAUUUCAUGGACAAUAGAGAACAGGAAUUGAGAAUGGGUGAUAUGGGUCCUCGUGGAGCAAUAAACAUGGGAGAUGCGUUUAGCCCAGCACCUGCUGGUAACCAAGGCCCUCCUCCAAUGAUGGGUAUGAAUAUGAACAACAGAGGAACUUUACCUGGCCCUGCAAUGGGUCCUGGUCCUUCCAUGGGACCAGAAGGAGCUGCAAAUAUGGGAACACCAAUGAUGCCAGAUAAUGGAACAGUGCAUAAUGAGAGAUUCCCUCAAGGAGGUCCAUCACAGAUGGGUUCACCUCUGGUUAGUAGAACGGGCUCUGAAACUCCUCAGCCGCCAAUGAGUGGUGUAGGUGCCGUGAGUGGUGGACCUGGUGGCUUUGGUAGAGGAAACCCAGGGGGCAACUUUGAAGGACCUAACAAGCGUCGCAGAUACUAAAACUUAUUUCAUUCCUUACUGUUUAGAAAUUCCAGUAAAACUAUACAGUGAUAUGCCUUUAUAAUUUUAGCUGUUACCUGGAAACGGUUUUAUUGUUAUUGUAGUCUUUAAAACAGUUUCUUUUGUAAAACUUUUUUUGUAUUCAGUCAUAGGCUUUGUAGUUUAGAGAAGAAAUGAUGCGGAUCAUUAUGUAAGGCAAUGUGUUUGUGACUAGCAAAAUACAAUGUGUGACUAUGCUGUAAAAUGUGCAGUUAUCUGAUUACAAUAAAAUAUAAAAAUCACUUUAAAGGA